GCCUCUGUGUGAGUAAGGGGCAGAAGUGGAACUGGAAGUGGGCUGGCUCCCAGACCCUGCCCUACCUCCCCAAGCUUCAUGUGUGGGGACCAGUGCUGUUCUCUGGACUUGGGCUUGGUGGGGAGGAGGCAGAGUGAGUGUGGUCUGGGGAGACUCACAUCUGCUUUGAACAGUCCCAGGACCUGCUGCUCUCAGGCCACCCUUCAGGGAGAGCAGAGCGAGGCCCUGGAGGGGCUGUCCCCCUUCCUGUGAGGCCAUCCAUCUGGGACCCGUGACCAGCAACACGGGGCCUGGGCUGGGUCACACCCUGUGCAUCUGUCCGUCCAGCACACUCUGAGGACUUUAUAAGCUGUCUGCACGGCUGGGGACCAUGGGAGGCAGCGCUGGGACCCUGACCCUCACUGCCCUUCUCUACCUUGGGCUGUGUCGGGGCCUAUGGGACCAGGCACGGGCAGGGACCCUCCCCAAACCCUCCAUCUGGGCUGAUCCUGGCCCCAUGGUCGCCAAGGGGAGCCCUGUGACCAUCUGGUGUCAGGCGUCUCUGCGGGCUGAUGUCUACUAUCUGUAUAAAGAGAGAGUCUAUGAAUCCUUGUCCAUGAAGACCUCAGAGGAUUCCAGCGAUAGGGUCAGUUUCUCCUUUGCAUCCAUGAGCUCACACAGUUCAGGGCGAUACCAGUGUGCAUAUCAGAGAGGGAAGAGCUGGUCACAGCAGAGUGACCUCCUGGCCCUGGUGGUGACAGGAAUGUAUAAUGCACCCUCCCUCUCAGCCAACCCAGCCCUUGUGGUGGCCUCGGGAGGGAAUGUGUCCCUCUCCUGUAGCUCACUGUGGCCAUCGGGGUCAUUCCACCUGCUGAAGGAGCGGGGAGCUGAUGUGACCCAAUACCUGGAAUUGACGUUCCGUCGUGAGACGUACCAGGCAGUCUUCCUUGUGGGCCCUGUGAACACCUCCCAUGGGGGGAUCUACAGAUGCUACACUUCUUACAAAUCGUACCCAUAUUUGUGGUCACGGCCCAGUGACCCUCUGCACCUUCAGGUCACAGGUGUCUACAGAGAGCCCUCCCUCUCAGCCCAGCCGGGAUCCCUGCUGCAGUCUGGAGACAGCCUGACCCUCCAGUGUCGCUCAGAGACUGGCUUUGACAGAUUCGCUCUGACCAAGGAUGAGGAGCUCAGAGCUCCCCAGCGUCUAGAUGGGCAACCCAGCCCCAACUUCACCCUGGGCCCUGUGAGCUCCACGCACGGGGGGGGCCGAUACAGUUGUUACUGUGGACACAAGCUCUCCUCCACGUGGUCGGCACCCAGUGCCCCUCUGGAUGUCCUGAUCACAGGAAUGUAUGAGAAACCGUCCCUCUCAGCCAAGCCGGGGCCUUCAGUGUCCUGGGGUGAGAACGUGACUCUGCAGUGUCGCUCUGAGAUCUGGUUGGAUACCUUCCACCUGUCCAAGGAGGGGUCCCUGGCUCCUCCCCAGGUCCUUCGUCUGCAGGACACAGCGAAACCUUACCAGGUCAAGUUCACCCUGAGUCCUGUGACCUCAGCCCACGGGGGUACCUACAGGUGCUACGGCUCAUCCAGCACCUCCCCCUACCUGUUGUCCCAGCCCAGUGACCCCCUGGAGCUCCUGGUCUCAGGUCCCCACUGGUACCUGUACGUCCUCAUCGGGGUCUCAGUGGCCUUCGUCCUGCUGCUCAGCCUCCUCGUCCUCCUCCUGGUCCGACACCGGCGUCGGAGCGAAGGCAGGAAGCCAGCAGCGUCAGCGAAGGUGUCUGAGGACAGAGGCCUGCACGGGAGGUCUGGUCCGGCUGCCACUGCCCAGGAGGAGUCCUUGUAUGAGGUCAUGAAAGACACACAGCCUGAGGAGGACACACAGCUGGACAGCCAGUUCCAGGCUGCAGUAUCUGAAGACCCUCAAGAUGUGACCUACGCCCAGCUGGACUACUUGACCCUCACACAGGAGACAAGUACACCCCCUUCCCCCCAACCAGGGGAACCCCCAGACGAGCCCAACGUGUAUGCUUCUCUGGCCAUCCGCUAGCCCGGGAAAGACCCAUACGGCCACUCCAGGGGUCUGGAAGGCUCCCUGCACGGAUCCUGGAAGGCACAGGAGCUGCCCACAGUGCGUGCUACCUGAAGAGCCUGGAGGCAGGACAGACCACCAUCAACUCCUGGGACCUCGUGGAAGUUGAUUGCUUCCUGAAUUCCCAUCAUGGCACAGCUGAUCUCACUGUGCCUAGAAGGAUCCCCGAGAAACGCCAAGACCUUUAAUCACCAAGUGGCAACCUUGUGGUGUCGGGGGGAACCUAGCACUAAGCUGCAAGAACUAGGGACCUUCUGAAGGCUUUGCAGGACCCAGGGCCAUCACACUGAAGCUGGGCACUUUCAACUGACCUCAAAGCCCAAGGCCUCAGAUGACUCGUGAGCAAUGCUGCAGCCCAUGAGGGGUUGCUCAAUGCCAAGGGCUUCCGGUUUCCCGGAGACCAAGCCCCUUCUCUGCCGGGUACAGCUCUCAACAAGGCAUAGAAAAGGGAAGCUGCUCUCCCUCCUGACCUUGUGUUCACAAACUCCAGAAGCAGGGGGAGGGGAGCAGGGUGCCUCAGCUCUCCCUUCCCAACCACACCAAUAAGCUUUAAACCAGCUUGUUCAGUGCUCCCCAACAAACCCCAAUUCAACUAGUUCAUCCUUACCUCCAACCCAAGGUUCAGCAUUUAGCUCCUGCCAACCUUAACCCUGACUUCUUUUUGCCAGGGUCAAGGUUCAAAGGGCUAGAGACACUUGGCUGACCCUCCACUUGCUACUUCCUCUGCCUGGAAAGGAAUCUCCCCACCCCCAUGCCAAUAGCUGGCUUGAGCAUUUCCCCUAACACUGGUGUCCCCGCUGAAGUAACUGGUGUAUGUUUGUGCUGCUCACGACUGCACCCCUGCCCCAGGCAGCAAGGACACCAGCUGGGAGGCUCCCCAGGCCCCUCUAAGCAGGCAAGGCUCAGAGGUGUGAACUAGCUGGACGGAACCUGGUCAAGGAUCCAGCCUGUGCCUCUUCCCACCAGAGGCUGUUCAGAGCGGGGAGGGAGACAUACACACCAAUAAACACCAGUUCCAAAGG
This is a messenger RNA of Leptonychotes weddellii (Weddell seal), 3093 nucleotides long. Lineage: Eukaryota; Metazoa; Chordata; Mammalia; Carnivora; Phocidae. The record is from RefSeq and is a predicted model, not a curated record.